Molecule: messenger RNA, 1134 nt
Organism: Aspergillus fischeri NRRL 181
Lineage: Eukaryota; Fungi; Ascomycota; Eurotiomycetes; Eurotiales; Aspergillaceae
Gene: fpaI
Product: putative methionine aminopeptidase, type I
Exons: 4
Coding region: 1-1134 (377 amino acids)
Biological process (GO): proteolysis
Molecular function (GO): metalloaminopeptidase activity
Source: RefSeq, a predicted model, not a curated record
AUGUCCGACGUGUCUGAAGCUCGGUGUCAAAGGCAGUUACUUCUGCUCUCAAGAGUGCUUCAAAAAGAACUGGCUACCGGACUUUACAACCCCUUUCCGACAUACCCAUUCACUGGCUCGGUCAGACCCGUAUACCCACUCUCCCCGCGACGAUCCGUCCCAAAAUCCAUCAAGCGUCCCGACUGGGCCGAGACUGGCAUCCCAAGGCGUGAGAUGCGCUUGAGCAGGUCAAAAUGGGACCUCUUGGAUGCAAAGGGUCAGCAGGCCAUGCGCAAGGUGUGCAGGUUGGCUCGCGAAGUCCUCGACAUCACGGCCGCGGCGGUGAAGCCCGGCGUGACCACCGAUUAUCUCGAUGAAAUCUGCCAUAAUGCUUGUAUCGAGCGAGAUUCAUAUCCUUCUCCACUUAACUACAACCACUUUCCCAAGUCGAUAUGUACUUCUCCGAAUGAGGUUGUAUGCCACGGCAUUCCUGAUCAGCGAGUGCUUCUUGAUGGCGACAUUCUCAACCUCGACGUUUCACUGUACCACGGUGGAUAUCAUGCCGACUUGAACGAGACCUACUAUGUUGGUGACAAGGCCAAAGCGGAUCCUGACUCGGUUAGACUCGUUGAAACGACGCGAGAGGCCUUGGACAUGGCCAUUGAGAUCGUCAAACCAGGUGUCCCGAUUCGAGAGUUUGGCAAGAUCAUUGAGAAACACGCAACUUCGAGAGGCCUUGUCGUCAUUAAGACUUGGGGCGGCCACGGUAUCAACUCGGAAUUCCACCCUCCUCCUUGGAUCCCCCACUACGCAAAGAACAAGGCUGUGGGAACAUGCAAACCUGGGAUGACCUUCACCAUUGAACCGAUCCUCGCGUUGGGUGGCAACCGAGAAAAGUAUUGGCCAGAUGACUGGACAAACGUUACGGUGGAUGGCAAGCGGACAGCACAAUUCGAACAUACCCUACUUGUUACGGAGACAGGCGUCGAGGUUUUGACGGCGAGACUGGAGAACUCUCCAGGGGGGCCAAUCCCCAUACCGGAGGUUGCCAACGGAAAGGCCAACGGAGAUGCAAAUGGAGAUGCAAAUGGAGAUGCAAAUGGAGAUGCAAAUGGAGAUGCAAAUGGAGAUGCAAAUGGAGAAGUAAAAAAUUAA